Molecule: messenger RNA, 472 nt
Organism: Trematosphaeria pertusa
Lineage: Eukaryota; Fungi; Ascomycota; Dothideomycetes; Pleosporales; Trematosphaeriaceae
Exons: 4
Coding region: 29-415 (128 amino acids)
Biological process (GO): cytoplasmic translation
Cellular component (GO): cytosolic large ribosomal subunit; ribosome
Molecular function (GO): structural constituent of ribosome
Source: RefSeq, a predicted model, not a curated record
ACUAAUUUUCAGCGAGGAAUCAUUCGAAAUGCCCAACGUAGGCAAGAGCAGCGGCAAGAAGCCGGCCGGCAAGACCACCCGCAGCGCCAUCGCUGACGUCGUCGCGCGCGAAUACACGAUCCACCUGCACAAGCGAGUUCAUGGCGUUUCUUUUAAGAAGAGGGCCCCAAGGGCUAUCAAGGAGAUCCGAAACUUCGCUGAGAAGGCUAUGGGCACCAAGGACGUCCGCCUAGACCCCCAGCUCAACAAGAAGGUCUGGGAAUCCGGCAUCAAGGGCGUUCCCUUCCGUCUGCGCGUCCGCAUCUCCCGCAAGCGAAACGAUGAGGAGGGCGCCAAGGAGAAGCUGUACUCGUACGUUCAGGCCGUCAACGUCAAGGACCCCAAGGGUCUGCAGACCACCAUUGUCGAGGAUUGAUAAGCGCUUGGAGCGAAUGGGGACAGAGUCGAGAACUGGUGCAUGCAUGGAAAAGGA